AUAACCUGGAGCAGACAGAAGGCAGUCAUUACCUUGCACACAGACGCGGCGUCUAUGUGUUGACGGAGGACUUCCACUAGACUGCUGUGUGGAGACGGAUAGAGCUGAGACACUCGGCCGCUGCUAAACCUCCGGCUCCCCAUCACCUAAAGCUAAUGACCCGCACCCUUGUUUACCCUCUCAAGUCCCUCUGUGACAGAGAGAAAUCCAGCAGCGACCUAAGACUCGCAAGAGAGAGCAAAAAAAAGUGGUUUGUGGUGAAAAAAAGGAGCAUAACAAAAACAAGAGAGAAAGGGGGGGAGAAGAAAAGCGUGGGCCCUCGGGGUGUGUGAGCAGAGCCUGGUGUUCCAGUGGACAGGCAGGCCGGGGGAGAGAUCUGGCAUUUCAUUGUCUUAGUCUCCACUGAUAUGAUCUGGAGAGGGCUCUAUUGCUUAAAGCUGUGAGUGAAUGACAUAUGGGGAGCUGGUGUGAGGCACAACUCCCGCGUGCCUCCUCCAGCCCCAAAGUCUUCCUGUGAGAGAGCACGGAGCAACUUUUCUGCUUUUUCAAACAGCAGCAGCCUCCCUCUCCCUCCCCUCAUUCACUGCCUUCUUCCCUCCCUCCCUCCCUCUCCGGCCGCUCUCUCACUCUCUCUCUUUUUUUCCCUCUUCCUCAGACACUCACUAGUCACUGCCUGAAGCAGUAAUCGGACAACUCUCUUUCUCACCAGGACUGGGUCUCCUGAGAUACCGCGCGGGGCUCCAUGGGUUCCAACACCUAAAAUGAAAAAGAAAAAGUAGUCUUGUAGUGUACAUUCACUGUGCUACAGAUUCUACCAACGCCUGAAGAACUGUUUUCAGAAAGUUUGCUGUCCGUUGCUGCUGGACUGAACGAUCUGUUUGUAGAAGAUUUUUUUAAAAAGAAGACGUAAGAAGGGAUAAACACACAGGGAUUCAACCAUAAUUGUAGUCUAUGGAAAUGCAGGAUCUAGCCAGUCCUCACAGCCGAGUAAGUGGAAGCAGUGAAUCUCCUAAUGGUCCCAACCUCGACAACUCGCACAUCAAUAACAAUUCCAUGACACCCAAUGGCACUGAAGGUGAUAACAUCACAAUGCUUACCACUGCAGACUGGUUGUUAGGUUCUAACUCACAGUCCGCUGCAGUUAAAACCGAGCCAAUGAGCAGCAGCGAAAUCGCCUCCUCGGUAGCAGACACCUCUCUAGACAGCUUCUCAGGAUCAGCUAUUGGAACCAGUGGCUUCAGCCCAAGACAAACUCACCAGUUCUCUCCACAGAUUUAUCCUUCCAACAGAACAUAUCCACAUAUUCUUCCUACCCCUUCAUCCCAAAAUAUGGCUGCGUAUGGGCAGACGCAGUACACCACAGGAAUGCAGCAGGCCGCAGCUUAUGCUAGCUACCCCCAGCCUGGCCAGCCGUAUGGCAUCCCAGCUUAUGGCAUAAAGACGGAGGGGGGUCUGAGCCAGUCCCAAUCCCCGGGACAGACGGGCUUCCUAAGCUAUGGUUCUGGCUUCACCACGCCGCAGACAGGACAGGCCCCUUACAGCUACCAGAUGCAGGGUGGUACUUUUACAACAACUUCGGGAUUGUAUGCAGGAAACAACUCCCUGACAAAUUCAACUGGCUUCAACAGCACACAACAGGACUACCCCAGUUAUCCAGCUUUUGGCCAGGGCCAGUAUGCUCAGUAUUACAACAGCUCGCCCUACACUUCACCUUACAUGACAAGUAACAACACCAGCCCUAGCACGCCCUCCACCAACACCUACACUCUCCAGGAGCCACCCGCUGGCGUCACCAGCCAGGCUCUCACAGACAACUCUGCAGGAGAGUACAGUACCAUCCACAGUCCAUCAACCCCCAUUAAAGAUUCAGAUUCGGAUCGAUUGCGCCGGGCCUCGGAUGGAAAGUCACGUGGCCGGGGAAGAAGGAACAACAACCCAUCACCGCCCCCCGACUCCGACCUUGAG
This is a messenger RNA of Lates calcarifer (barramundi perch), 1965 nucleotides long. RefSeq names its product eyes absent homolog 1-like. Gene Ontology annotation, cellular component: nucleus. Gene Ontology annotation, biological process: anatomical structure development; positive regulation of DNA repair; negative regulation of extrinsic apoptotic signaling pathway in absence of ligand. The record is from RefSeq and is a predicted model, not a curated record. Lineage: Eukaryota; Metazoa; Chordata; Actinopteri; Centropomidae. Gene Ontology annotation, molecular function: protein tyrosine phosphatase activity.